This is a messenger RNA of Triticum turgidum subsp. durum (durum wheat), 1758 nucleotides long. Lineage: Eukaryota; Viridiplantae; Streptophyta; Magnoliopsida; Poales; Poaceae. The record is from the annotation of a GenBank genome assembly.
AUGGCGGGUGGUGGCACUCAGCAGAGCCUCAGGAAGUACCUCGGCGCCCUCAAGGACACCACAACUCUUUCCAUAUUUGAACCUCUGCUUCCGUCGUGCUUCACUCACUGCUGGCUCACCAUUUCUCCGGGACAACAGGAGCUGGACAUUGCAAUUGUGAAGGCCACCAACCAUAGCGAGCGUCCAUCGAGGGAGAAGUACAUAAGAGAGAUUUUCCUCUCCAUUUCUGCUGCAAGGCCAAGGGCCGAUGUAGCUUACUGCAUUCAUGCUCUAGCGAGGCGUCUUUCGAAGACACGAAACUGGGCGGUUGCGCUGAAGACAUUAAUUGUCAUACAUCGUGCCCUUCGCGAAGUUGAUCCCACGUUUCGUGAAGAGCUUAUUAAUUAUGGCAGAUCUAGAUCACAUAUGCUAAACAUGGCCUACUUUAAGGAUGAUUCUAGUUCAGGAGCUUGGGAUUAUUCUGCAUGGGUACGCACUUAUGCUUCAUAUUUGGAAGAGAGACUUGAAUGUUUCCGAGUGCUGAAGUAUGAUGUGGAGUCGGAUCCUCCGAGGACUCGGGAUCUUGAUACUGUUGGUGUGCUAGAUCACCUGCCACCACUGCAGCAACUUCUUUUCCGGCUUCUUGCUUGCCAGCCACAAGGGGCAUCAUCUUAUAAUGUUAUAAUCCAGCAUGCGCUUUCAAUGGUUGCUCUGGAGAGUGUCAAGAUCUACACUGCCAUUAGUGAUGGGACAAUAAAUCUUGUUGACAAGUUUACACCUCAUUACCUGUUGCAGUUCUUUGAAAUGCAAAGAAAUGACGCUGUUAGGGCCCUUGAUAUAUACAAAAGAGCAACUAACCAGUCUGAGAGAUUGUCAGAAUUUUAUGAAGUGUGUAAAACAAUACACGUAGCACGUGGUGAGAAGUUCUUGAAAAUUGAACAGCCUCCGGCAUCAUUCAUGCAAACUAUGGAGGAAUAUGUGAGAGAUGCUCCCGCGAUGAAAGAUAAGGCCAUACUGGCUAUAGAAUACAACAAAGAGCCAGAGGAGGAGGUCAAGCCAACUUCACCGCCUCCGGUUUCAGAGCCCGAAGUGGAACAAGAGCCAGAGCCUGAACCAGAACCAGAGCCAGUAAAAGAGGAAGCACCUGCUGCUGAACCAACAGACUUGCUGGGUCUGAAUGAAACACACCCUGCUGUGGCCGAGAUAGACGAGAGGAACGCUCUAGCGCUGGCAAUUGUUCCAAUAGAUGACGUGCCCCAGGCCGCUCCUGCUUUUGAAAAUGGAGUCACAGGCUGGGAACUGGCCCUAGUCACUGCACCCAGUUCAAAUGAAACUGCCGUCGCUUCAGGCAAAAAAUUGGCUGGUGGACUGGACUUGCUCACCCUUGACAGCCUAUACGAAGACGCGAACCGACGAGCGAGCCAGCCCGCGAGCUACAACCCCUGGGAGACCACCGGUGCCGCCCCGGCCCCGAUGAUGCAACAGCCAGCAGCAAUGCAGGACCCGUUCUACGGCUCAAACGGGUAUGCGGCGCCCCAUGCGGUGCAGAUGGCCGCCAUGGCCCAGCAGCAGCAGGCUUUCAUGCUUCAGCAGCAGAUGAUGAUGGCCAGCCACCACCCUCAGGCACAACAAUACCACCAGGCACAGGCGGCCCCAGCGAACCCAUUCGGCGCGAACCCGUUUGCGCCCGCCGGCGCCCAACACCCUUAUGGCGGCGCUGGCACCGGGAUGAUGCCCCUCCACGCCGUCCAGGGCAAUGCGUACACCGGGCUGAUCUAG